AUGAACAGCACAGAAAACCCACUGAUUAAAACCUUGGUGCCCAUUCUGGACGGGCUGAUUCUGGUGACCGGCCUCAUGGGUCAGACUCUGGUCAUCACCAUCCUUACCGGCAGGAGGAAAAAAGAAAGUCAACCCCCGCACGGUACGGACACACUGCUGCUGGCUCUGAGCGCUGCUGACCUGCUGCUGCUGCUCUGCCUGCCCUUCCACACCUCGGCCAUCACGCUGGGCUUCUGGCCUUUCGGCGACUUCAUGUGCAAAGCCAUCAGCUUCCUGGGCGUGGCCUGCUCGGCUGCCUCCGUGUUCACUCUGGCGGCUUUGGCUGUGACACGUUACCUCACGGUGGUGCAUCCCACCUGGACGUACCGGUCGAGGAUGCGCAGGCACGUUAAGCUGAUGGUAACUCUCCUCUGGGUCCCUGCCUUUGCUCUGGCAGCACCACAGUUUGCCUUCCGUACAAUCAGCACGUCCAGCGCAGUGUACUGCUUUGCCUUCCUCUCCGACUUCAGCCAGCUUCUCUACAGCAUUGUUCUCUUCCUCUUCGGCUUUGCUCUCCCGCUAGGCAUAAUUGUAGGGAUGUAUGCGAAGAUCUACUGCUUUCUUCAACGUGCACAGCAGCUGGGGAACGCGCCCCGGCUUGAACGCUACCAGACCCAAGUCACUCACACUACAGCGCUCUUAGUCCUGGUCUUCACUCUGCUGUGGCUGCCCUCCUACGCUCUCAUGUUCUCCUUCAUUGGAGGUUCUAUAUCCACGUCACGUGGCUACAAAACUGUUGCCAUCCUGGCCAGAUUGUUGGCAUCCUCAGUGGCAGUGGUGAACCCUGUACUGUACGUCUUCAUGUCUCAGAAGUUUAGACGAGACUUGGUAGAGCUCGGCAGAGAGCGAUGGGCAUGGUGCAAAAGCUGUCUGACUGGUUGCCCUCAUGUGAUGGGCAGAGACGUCGUGAGGCCCUUUGAGCUGGACACAACCUCAGAGAGAAGCCAAAACUGA
Messenger RNA from Stegastes partitus (bicolor damselfish), 993 nucleotides. RefSeq names its product galanin receptor type 1. Gene Ontology annotation, biological process: positive regulation of cytosolic calcium ion concentration; calcium-mediated signaling; G protein-coupled receptor signaling pathway. The transcript has a single exon. Gene Ontology annotation, molecular function: C-C chemokine binding; C-C chemokine receptor activity. Gene Ontology annotation, cellular component: membrane; external side of plasma membrane. The coding region runs from base 1 to 993 and encodes 330 amino acids. NCBI's taxonomy places the organism in Eukaryota, Metazoa, Chordata, Actinopteri, Pomacentridae. The record is from RefSeq and is a predicted model, not a curated record.